CAGCCUGGAGAAGAGGAGGCUCAGGGGAGACCUCAUUGCUCUCUAUAACUUCCUGAAGGGAGGUUGUAGUGAGCUGGGGGUCGGCCUCUUCUCUCGUGUCAUUAGUGAUAGGACCAGAGGGAAUGGUUUCAAGCUACGGCAGGGGAGAUUCAGGCUGGACAUGAGGAAGUAUUACUUUUCAGAAAGGGUGGUCAGGCACUGGAAUGGACUGCCCAGGGAGGUGGUGGAAUCACCGACCCUGGGGGUGUUCAAGGAAAGACUGGAUGUUGUGUUGAGGGACAUGGUUUAGUGGGAGCUAUUGGGAAUAGGUGAACGGUUGGACUGGGUGAUCUUUUAGGUCUUUUCCAACCUUAGUGAUUCUAUGAUUCUAUGAUUCUAUGAAAUCUCUCAGAGCUCCUCAAGCUCCAAAAUCUUCCAGCUGAUUUCUACAGCUAAUGCUUUCCCUGCCCAGCAUUUCUCCACAACAUCACAUUUGCAGUUUAGGAAAACAUGGAUCAUUCUUUCAGUUUAAAACAAAACAGCAAAGCAAAUCAUUAAUCAGGCUGUAAGCCACCUCUUCUGCUAUGCGUGAAAAGCAGCAGCUGGAGGGGAGCAAUGCACCUGUGCCUCUUCCUCUGCUUCCUUGUGCCACUGCCUGCGAGUCUGCAAAGCGUAUUCUCAGCUGGACUCGGAAAGAAACAUAGUUAGCUAAAUAUAUGUGUAUCAGCAUCUGUACUUCCCUUUACCAACUUUAUAAGUAUGCUAUUGGCUUGUUAUGCCAUUGAUAAUUGCCAUUUUUCAGCAUUAAAACAACCUGAUUGCCUGCAGUGUUGGUCUGGAAAAUAAGGAAAGCCCUCUCGUGGCAUUUAGCAGUCACACUUUUGUUUUGAUUACAGGUGGUUUAAGCCCUUCAGCCUCAUCACGUGGAAUGAUAAGUCUGCAGAGAUAACAUCGCUAAUACUAUGUACUAUAGCAGUAGAAUCCACAGGGCAGUAAGCAGAGCCUAGUAACUUACAGUGGGUUCAGGCCUCACGUUUGGCACUUACGUGGUCUCAGUGUGAUCACAGUUUCAUGUUGCAAGCAUGAAUUUUUAGCUGUAUUUCACAGUUGUGCUUAGAUGGAACAACAAGAUGUAGAUGUUUUAUACAAGACAUCUGGUUCUUCUGCGCAUUAAUAAUUCUUACGUGACCAAAGGGAGUUAGUCCUACUGAAACAGAAUAGGUAACGAUGUACCUGUGGGUUGGAUUAGAGCCAGAGGUUAGGAGAGUGGUGCUGCCUGGAUCAUUGGCUCAUUGCUUGUUUUGUGAACCUGGACCAGCAGAUGGAUUUUUUCUUAAUAUGAUCUGCCAAAGGAGUUUCACCUACUUGUAAUAAUGUGCUGCACCCACACAGCACAUGAUACCCGCAGGUACUCACACAGAGGGGUACAGGAUACUUCCUGUAUCUUAACACGGUAUUCCUGCUAACACAGCAGGGAAAGUCACAUCCUGUUCAGUUUGUGAUCCACUCCAAACCUCUAUCAUGUCUCAUACGGAAAAAAAAUGAAUUUAUUCUGCUCAGUACUUUCUUUUCCAUAAUAUAUGUGGGAAGAGAUGGACAUUCAUAAACGUGUGUAAUAUCAGAAAACUAGAGUGGUGAGGCAGUGGCACAGCUGUCCAGAGAAGCUGUGGGUGCCCCAUCUCUGGAGGCACUCAAGGCUAUGUUGGAUGGGGCCCUGGGCAGCUGAGCUGGUGGGAGGCAGCCCUGCCCACAGCAAAGGGUUGGAACUGGGUGUUCUUUGAGGUCCCUUCGAACCCAAACCAUUCUGUGAUUCUAUGAAAUCUUCUAGGUGAAUAUUCACAAAUGAACCAAAGAACUCACUGCUACCAGGUAGUUUUUACUGAACAGCUACGUCUUCAUCAAAAAUGUCAAAGGAUAAGUGUGAAGAAUAAACUGAAAUGGCAACAGUGGAGUCCAAAAACAUUUUUUUGAAUUAAGAUAUAGCAGGAAGAAGUGGGGUGAAAGAGCAUAUUCCUCCUACACCCACCACCCUCUAUCUCUUCCCUUGAAUAAAAGCCAACAGGCACCAGCUUUUCCACACACCACUGUCAGUUAACAGAAUGGAUUAUUAGGGAGAUGAAUGUGUGAACUACCCAUGUAAAACAUCUCAAAAAGGAAGCCUGGAUAGGUUAGGCAACAUAAACAGCACAUCUCUGACCCCAAGUUACUCUUCUCUUGUCAAUAAUAACUGUUUACUGUUCAAGGAAGCCUGAAAAACUGUUAGAUGUAUUUUCAAUCCCCCUGUGAGUUACAGUUUUUACAUUCUAAUUGAAACACAAAAACUGUUUUAAAAACAGGAGAGGUACCUGCAGGGAAGUUAAUAUUUAGUCUUUUAUUCUAUUACUAUGAAAUCUGAAUUUCCAGAUGUGAUCUACAUUUCACAUUUACAGUUCCACACUUUGAAAUGAGUGAUGCUGUGGGUUUUCUGGAAGCUGUGUUUUUUUUCUCAUUUUCUAUUUCUAGGCAUUUAGUUAUUGCUGCUGAGAUUAGGCCUACAGAUUUACAAAUGGGCUAUCAUUUCUGUCUGCACUGUUCUUGUGCUUCAUUCCUCCUGCAAAACAGGUGCAUCUUCUGCUCAGCAUGUCAUAUGUAUUUCCUUUGUCAGAGUGGGUGGUUCUCACAAAAAAAAGCAAAAUAGAAACUCUUAAGAUCUAUAAAACAAAAAGAAAUUGAGCAGAAUAAUAAUAAUAAUAAUAAUAAUAAUAAUAAUAAUAAUCAAGCAGAACUGAGUGCUGUGCUCUGCUAAAAUAGUGCACUUAUUCGUGACUCUCCUUCAGUCUGCAACGUCUCUGCAUUCCUCCUCCACCUCAGAACAGCAUUUCCUAAACUUGACCUAACAUUUUAAACAGGCAACUUUUAACCAUCUGCUCUUUGACUCCCAGAUUAUAUUUCAAAUAUGGUAUUAAAUUAUCAACACAAAACUAACCCCAAAUCUGUAACUACUAAUUUUAGUUUCCCUACAAUCAUCAUGGCCUCGAGAGAUUUCAUAGAAUGGCCUGGGUUGAAAAGGACCACGGUGAUCACUGAGUUUCUACCCCCCUGCUGUGUGCAGGGUCACCAACCACCAGACCAGGCUGCCCAGAGCCACAUCCAGCCUGGCCUUGAAUGCCUCCAGGGCUGGAGCAUCCACAACCUCUCCAUGCAGCCUGUUCCAGUGUGUCACCACCCUCUGAGUGAAAAACUUCCUCCUAAUAUCUAACCUAAUCCUCCCCUGUCUCAGUUUAAACCUGUUCCCCCUUGUCCUAUCACUAUCCACCCUUGUAAACAGCCAUUUCCCCUCCUGCUUAUACACUCCCUUCAAGUACUGGAAGGCCACAGUGAGCCCCCCUCCUGGAGCUUUUUCUUCUCCAAGCUAAAUAAGCCCAGUUCCCUCAAUGUUUCCUCACAGGAGAGGUGCUCCAGCCCACUGAUCAUCUUAGUGGCCAUCAUCUAGACCCAUUCCAAGAGUUCCACAUCUUUCUUGCACUGGAGACCCCAGGCCUGGACGCAGUACUGCAGAUGGGGCGUCACAAGAGCCAAGCAGAGGGGGACAAUCACCUCCCUCUCCCUGCUGGCCACUAUUCUUUUAAUGCAGCCCAGAACACAGUUGGCCUUCUGGGCUUCAAGUGCACACUGCUGGCUCAUGUCUAGCUUCUUGUCCACAAGGACCCCCAAGUCCUUCUCUGCAGGGCUGCUCUCAAGGUGUUCUUCCCCCAGCCUGUGUAAACAGGAUUGCCCUGGCCCAAGUGCAACCCCUUUGCACUUGGCCUUGUUGAACCUCAUUAGGUUUACAUGGGCCCACUUCUCCAGACUGUCCACGUCCCUCUGGAAGGCUUAGCUACCUGAAAAAAACCUUACACGCAGAGGUAUCAUUUGGUACAGGAGGAUGACUGUUACGUAUCCAAGGAUCAAACACAAUCCAACUGAAGCAUUGGAGCACUGGCACAAGGUGCACAGAGAGGCUGAGAGGCUGGCAGCCUCCUUCGCUGGAAGUGUUCAAAGACACGUUUGGAUGCUUUCCUGUGUAACCUGCUAUAGGGAACUUGCUUUAGCAGGGGUUCCAGCUAGAUGGUCACAAGACAUCCCUUCCAACCUCUGCGACUCUGUGAAGCUGCACUCACUUUUCUACAAGCUGGUAAUUCAUCUACAAACACAUCAGGCACUAAGACACAGCACAACCCUCUGAGUAAGAGAGCACAUACUGAGUGCUGUAGAGCAAGGCCGAAGCUCACACAGGUCAGGAAGGGACAGUGCCCGCAGCACAGCUUGUCAUUUCACUGACAUCUUUUUUUUGUUUUGUUUUGUUUUUAAACAAUCAGCAGAACUUGGGCUCCACCAAUAAUUGUCGCAUUGUUUGCAGGCUUGAAGCUGUAGCUUUCAAUAGCUUUUGGUAGCUUUGUGUGACAGAACUAAAAUGAUAAAACCCAGAUGUGCCUUACUUUCCCCUUGUCCUGCUCUCUUGCAGCCCAUGGGAUCGGAGCGGACGGAGAUGCGCAAGCGGCAGAUGGCAGCAACCCAGGAGACCCCAGGCACGGUGCAGACUCAGCACAGCGUAGGGAACCGCGGGCCCAACGCCUGCUGCUUCUGCUGGUGCUGCUGCUGCAGCUGCUCCUGUCUUACUGUUAGAAACCAGGAAGAAGAGAGAGCAAGGAGAACGUCCCAUGAACUCCAACCAGAGGGAAUUCCGAACUGUGAGGAAAGCCCCGCUCCUACUCUUGAAGAAGUGAAUGCUUGGGCUCAGUCAUUUGACAAGUUGAUGCUUACGCCAGCUGGUCGAAAUGCUUUUCGUGAAUUUCUACGAACAGAAUUCAGUGAAGAAAACAUGCUUUUCUGGAUGGCCUGUGAGGAACUGAAACAGGAAUCCAACAAAAGCGUCAUCGAAGAAAAAGCAAGACUGAUUUAUGAAGAUUAUAUUUCUAUCCUUUCUCCAAAGGAGGUCAGCUUGGACUCCAGAGUAAGGGAAGUGAUUAACCGAAAUAUGCUGGAACCCUCACAACACACCUUUGAUGACGCACAGCUUCAAAUCUAUACCUUAAUGCACAGAGACUCCUACCCACGGUUCAUGAACUCUGCUAUUUAUAAGGACUUGCUUCGGUCCUUAUCUGAAAAAUCCAUCGAAGCAUAGGAUUCCUUUUUUCUUAUGUGUAUUUAUUUUAAAACAAAUGGGACUCUGGGCUACCCUGAUCAACAGGGAAUUUAGUAUUCAUUUACCUGAAAACAACUCAGGCAAGUUUUACUACAGACUGAAUGCUUGGAACCCGCACAAGGCUCUGAUACGAUCAGCUAACUAUAGUUUCUGAUCAAAUGAAGUAUUACUUUGCAGAAGAGAAUGAAGAACAAACAUUUAAGUUAAAAAAAAAAAAAAAAAAGCAGUAUUUUUACAUUGCAGCAUACAACUUGGACACAAGUCUCUUAUAAUGUAUAUCUGAAGUACUGAGCAUGAAAACUAAUUUUAAGUGGACUGUCACAGUUUUCUUGAAAGUCAAACCAGUUGCUCCAUCUACACUACGACCAAAGUAAAAACAGUUGUACUGUCACUCUCUGGGUUACAUGAGACCAAGUUUCACCUCCUGUAUGAAUUGUGCUCAGUGCAGGUAAACCCCACUUGUCUUAUCUGAUAUGUAUACAGUGUGAUAAUGGAAAUCACUAUGAUCUCAAGUUUCCAAGACCUAAUUGUUGAAAUAAUUAAUGCUGCCUAUAAAAACCUUUUGCUGAAAAAUUGUUAUUUUACUACCGGAGUCCACUGAGAGCAUUUUUAAGUUCAGAUUGUUCAUGUUUAUAAUGUUAAAUUAUUUACGUAGUAGGAAGAAGAGUCUGGGGAUUGAAAUUCUCAAAUAAAGCACAAUUCUCACAUAUUUUUAACUUCCCUCUGCAGGUAGGUGUAAAAAGCAUUUCAUUGUUUGUUCCUGAAAGAGUAGCACUAUCAGCCAUCUUGGUUUUGUACACACUAAUUUGACUUGUUCACUGACAGAGCUUGUAAGGCUUAGAUAAUGAAUACUCAUACCUUACACUGACAAAAGAUGGAAGCCAGAAUUAUCUCAUUCCAUUACACUUUUUCAGACUGUCCAAAAGAAAAGCAACAGCUUUAUCAGCUAAUAAACUUACGUUCAUUACACUUCACCCAAGGCAUUACACUACACCUAAUUCUAGCAGCAUGAAAAGAGCACUUUCAGAAAAAAAAGAAAUGGGAAUAGCAAAACAGAAUUUAGGAUAUUGAUUUGUCUGCCUCAGUGCACUAGGUAGGAGAUGUGAUCUCCCCUAACCAUAUUCACAUCAUCAAACAAAUAAGGAGCUUUUUCAUUGCAGGAAAAGACCUAAUACAAGGUAAGUUUACAAUAGCUGUGGACUAGUUUCUACAGUCUCCUUCCAAAGCUGAAACAUGAUUCAACACACCAACUUAAAAACAACAACUCGUAAAACUAAGCACCUUGAAAGACUGGAAAGCAAUGUUCUUUUUUCCUUCAGUACAAAACUGAAUGACCCAGAGCACCAAGUCAAGAGGAAUCCGUUCUAUCUACUUCUACUGCACACACGCAGCUGCUUCAUUUUCAAACGCACGUUCUCUCAACUGACUUUGGCAUAUCCCAAAGCACUACCACUAACUACUACUUGGUUAUAUAAAGUAUAGCAUGAUAGGCAACAAAGGAACAAACUGGAUCUGCUGGUAAGGCAGCAUUCAGGGGAGCUUGCAGUCCAACUGAGAAUGCCAUUGGUGCUGUUUUAAUCAGACUGGGUAAUGCUGCUCUAAAACUCUAAGCUGACAAAGUAAGUUUAACUAGGUCAGAUUCUGCUUGCUGGAAAGAUCAGACACACACAUCAGAAAAAGUUCAAAGUGUGUCAUUUCACUGAAAUGGCCUGUUUCAUUUCUUUUAAGUGUUCUCCCUUCCCUGCAAAGAUACCUCAUUAAAAGCUGGAAGACAGCUGGAACGCUCAUACUUUACAGUAGACAAUGCAUUCUAUUAUCCUGUGGGGAAAAAAAAAAAAAAGAUACACUGAAAUUAAAGGGGAGACAAGAUGAUACUGGAUUGGGCAGUUCUGUGGCUAACAAUCAGAGUACUACAAGAAAAAGUAGCUAUUUCUAAACUUAUUUCCCAUUUUCCAUAUCCAAAUAAUUAAAAUACUCAAGGUAAUUUUCACUUUAUUUCGGCAUUACAGUGUGCUGAUAUUUGCAGUGCUCAUCUUUCUUGGAAAACCUUAAAUUUUAAUGCUGAGUUUUAGAUUUAAGCUCACAUUCAAUGCUGGUCCCUAGGCACCCUGAGAGUAUCUCAUACAAAAUAAAUCACUUCUCCCCUAAACAAUGUUAUUUUGAGGCUGUUCAAUGCUGGAUUUAAUUGAAAGAAGAAGGAAAAAAAAAAAAAAGGCAAAACAAAAC
This is a messenger RNA of Lagopus muta (rock ptarmigan), 7369 nucleotides long. It is a transcript of the gene RGS20, whose product is annotated as regulator of G protein signaling 20. The record is from RefSeq and is a predicted model, not a curated record. Lineage: Eukaryota; Metazoa; Chordata; Aves; Galliformes; Phasianidae. The transcript has 5 exons. The coding region runs from base 4412 to 5122 and encodes 236 amino acids.